ACUUGCGUAAGGAGAAAGAGAGGGAGCUGUCACAAAAGGCGCACUGAUCUGGUUUUUUCCUCAAGCACUCAGGUUUCUCUACUCUCUCUCUCUCCUCCCUAUAGAGAGGGACACUAUGAAAGUCUAACACCCCUCCAUGUCCGACGCAUUUACAAUCAUGCCAUCCCGUCCCUCCCCACCGCCUCACAACCACCACCAUCGUCACCACCACAGUUUUCUCCUCCCUAUACUCCUCCCCAUAACCCUCACGCUCCUUCUCAUCCUCCUCUUAACCCUCCUACUCCUCCUAUAUCGCAAGCUUUCCCUCAACCGUACCACUCCAUCCGACAACCACCAGCGCCGCUUCUCCUAUUCUCUUCUCCGCCGCUCUACUUCCUCCUUCUCCUCCUCCACCCUCCUUGGCCAUGGCGGUUUCGGCUCCGUCUACAAAGCCACCCUUCCUUCCGGCCAAUUCCUUGCCCUCAAGCUCAUGGACUCCCCCGGCUCCCUCCAAGGCCAGCGCGAGUUCCACAACGAGCUCUCCAUCGCCUCCGCUUUUCACUCCCCUCACAUCAUUUCUCUCCUUGGCUUCUCCUCAGACCGCCGUCGCCGCAAGCUCAUCCUCGUUUACGAGUACAUGCCCAACCGUAGCUUACAGGACGCGCUGCUAGACAAGAAGUGCGCUGAGCUCAUGGAAUGGAAGAAAAGAUUCGACAUUGUUUCUAAUAUUGCCAAGGGUCUGGCUUAUCUCCACCAUUCCUGCGAGCCACCGGUAAUCCACGGCGAUAUCAAGCCCAGUAAUAUUCUUCUGGAUGCUGAUUUUAAUGCCAAGAUCGGGGAUUUCGGUCUGGCGAGGUUGAAGACCGAGGCUGGUGGAGAAGAGGGAAGGCGGGGGGUCGAGGCUGGAGAGGAUAACGGAUCGAUUUUGGAGGAGACGGAGAGUGUGACGACUGGGUUCGAUGAGGCUGGUGGGUUGCCCGCUGAUCGAUCUCCGGAGAGUUGCGUAAUUAGGAUAUUGGAUUCGGAGGCGUCUCCGGAGAAUGCGGUGGUUUCACCGGAAGCCGGGAUCGACAAGGCGAGCGCAUCUGAAGGGUGCUUCGAUAAGUUCAGCGUUGAUAGUGGCAAAGACUUGACCGGUAAUGGUAGAAAGAAUGGGGGUUCGAAGAGGGAUUGGUGGUGGAAGCAGGACAAUGGGGGUGGGUCCGAGUCUGGGAGAGUGAAGGACUACGUGAUGGAGUGGAUUGGGAGUGAGAUAAAGAAGGAAAGGCCUAAGAGUGAAUGGAUUGCCUCCCCGAGCUCGGCGGAGAAUGAUGGGUUGGGCUUAAAGACUGAGCAGAAGCAGAAGCAGAAGCAGAAGAAGAAGCAGAGGAAGAGAUUGGAUUGGUGGGCCUCAUUGGAUGAGGAAAGGAUGACGAGAAGGAAAGAGAAGAAUCGGAAGCCGAGGGAGUGGUGGAAGGAGGAGUUUUGCGAGGAGCUCUCGAAGAAGACGAAGAGGAAGAAACGAGCUCUUGGAUCGAGUAGCGGUAGGGAAUUGUGGUGGCAGAAGGAUGACGACGACGACGAUGUUGUUGAGGAUGUGGUGCAGCAAGAGAGGAAGAAGAGGAAGAGUAAGAGCAGUCGAGGUAGCAUCGAUUGGUGGUUGGACGGAUUGAGCGGCGAGCUCAGAAGUGGGCACAGACAUAGCCAGGAUUGGGGUAAUGGAGCUGAUAUACCUAAGAGCGGCGGUAUUAGUAGCACACCCAGUAUGAGAGGAACCGUCUGUUACAUUGCUCCUGAAUAUGGUGGUGGGGGGAUGCUCUCCGAGAAAUGUGACGUUUACAGCUUUGGGGUUCUGCUUUUAGUUAUUGUUUCGGGGCGGAGGCCACUCCAAGUGACGGCCUCGCCAAUGUCCGAAUUCGAGAGGGCCAAUCUGAUUUCUUGGUCUCGUCAACUUGCCCGAAAUGGGAAGCUUUUGGACCUUAUUGAUUUGUCUAUUCAUUCAUUGGAUAAGGAACAGGCAUUGCUUUGCAUUACAAUCGCACUCCUGUGUCUGCAAAAAUCGCCGGUGAAGCGACCCACAAUGAAAGAUAUUGUUUUGAUGCUAACUGGUGAGGCUGAGCCUCCCCACCUCCCAUUUGAGUUUUCACCGUCUCCGCCUUCGAAUUUCCCGUUCAAGACACAUAAGAAGGCCCGUUGGUGGCAGCAUUCAGCAAAUCUGGCAAGUUAUGAGCAGCAGGAUGCUCAUGAGUUUUUCGUUUUAGUCUUAGAUGGGAUCCAUGAGAAAGAGGGCAAAUCAUGGAACCAAAGUAGAGAUAAUGGAGAAUUGCCAAUGUAUCGCUCAUAGGAUAUUCUUUGGGCUCUUGAGAUCAGAUGUCACCUGCAUGACCUGUGGAUUCACUUCAACUACCUUUGACUUUUGUGUGGACGUCUCACUUGACCUGGGCACAAGCAAUUUCCCUCCAACAAAUAUAGCUAAUAAGCCUAUCAAACCGAAUGGAAACAGUAGCAUGUCUACUCUUCUUGGUUGUUUAGAUUUGUUCACAAGGCAGGAGAAGCUGGGAUCAGACUCGAAACUUCACUGUCGAAACUGUCAAGAAAGGCGAGACUCCGUGAAGCAAUUGUCCAUAAAGGGUCUCUCCCAUUAGUGUGAGUCGUGGUGGGCAUCGCGUCGAGUGGGGUUUCCGUCGUGAGUCGUGGUGGGUGUUUCUGAGAAAAACUUGCGUGUAGAUAUUGGGGAGGGGGAGAGAUUCGGAGGGAGGGAGGGAGAUGGAUUCAGAAGAAAAGAGGGGGAAUGGGGUGGACGCGGGUUCAACUAAGUUUUUCUUGAAAUGCUUAUUUGUCAUUCAUCUAUUAGCUGGUGCAAAAUUGGGUUUUAAACCCAUCCGACUGGAAGUUUUUUCUUUAAGUUUAUUCAAUUGAGAAAAUGGUAUUUGAUUA
Messenger RNA from Juglans microcarpa x Juglans regia, 2895 nucleotides. Its product is annotated as receptor-like serine/threonine-protein kinase At2g45590. Gene Ontology annotation, molecular function: ATP binding; protein kinase activity. The record is from RefSeq and is a predicted model, not a curated record. NCBI's taxonomy places the organism in Eukaryota, Viridiplantae, Streptophyta, Magnoliopsida, Fagales, Juglandaceae. Gene Ontology annotation, biological process: protein phosphorylation.